AUGGCAUCAUCUACCCAGCUUCCUGCGACGAUGCGCGCGGCGCAAUGGCGCACCACUACCGGCAGCAUCGAGAAGAACCUAAAGCUCGUCACCAACGCACCGCUCCCCAAGACUGCCUCUUCACUUCCCAAGGGCUGCACUCUCGUGAAAGUGGCCUUCGCUUCCAUCAACCACGACUACAAGCUCGCCGAACUUCCCUUCCUCAACCGCAUAUUCCCUGACCCAGCGACCCCCGGAGUUGAUUACUCGGGCACCGUUGUCGCAACAACUUCUACCACACUGCAACCUGGCCAGGGUGUCUUUGGGAGGACCGAGAUGCACAAGUGUGGCACCCUGGCCGAGUACGUCGUGGUAGGAAAAUCAGGUAUCGCAGCGGUCCCCGCCGGCGUAUCGCUGAAGGAUGCGGCGUGUGUCGGCAUUUGUGGUGUCACGGCGCUGCAAGCACUUGCUCCCUUCGUGAAGGAGGGAGACACGGUCUUGGUCAACGGAGGCAGCGGUGGCACCGGGAUGUUCGCGAUACAAGUUGCCAAGGCUCUGGGUUGCGCCCGAGUUGUUGCCGUCUGUUCGGGGCAGAAUGCCGAUUUUUGCCGAAGUCUUGGAGCUGAUGAUGUGAUCGAUUACAAGAAGGGUGACCUGGUAGACGCACUCCAGAAAAGAGGUGAACAAUUUGACCACAUAUUGGAUACGAUAUUUCUGGAUACAGAGUUGUAUUGGCAAAGCCACCAAUAUCUCGUCCCCGACGGGACCUACGUGGCGAUUGGUUUGCCUUUGACAGCCCAUACAUUCACGACUUUGAUUUGGAUUCAUCUGCUUCCAAGGCUCUUUGGCGGCGGAAAGAGAAGGUUCAAAUUCCAUUCAGUCUUCGCAAACCCAGAGCAUUUCCUACAGGUUGGCAGAUUGGUCGAGGAAGGCAAAGUCAAGCCAGUGAUUGAGGACGUCUUUGGCUUAGAGGAUGCGGGCAAGGCUUAUGCGAGGAUCAAGAGCGGAAAAGCAGCUGGAAAGUUGGUUAUCGCAGUUGGUGGCGACGUGGCACUGUGA
Molecule: messenger RNA, 1038 nt
Organism: Colletotrichum gloeosporioides
Lineage: Eukaryota; Fungi; Ascomycota; Sordariomycetes; Glomerellales; Glomerellaceae
Product: Reticulon-4-interacting protein 1
Exons: 1
Coding region: 1-1038 (345 amino acids)
Cellular component (GO): mitochondrion
Molecular function (GO): oxidoreductase activity; zinc ion binding
Source: RefSeq, a predicted model, not a curated record